CUCGCCGGCGGGCUGCUGAAAGGGCGAACGCGAGCCGGAGGGAAUCGCCCCCCACCGGAUCCGACCCCUGGCCCCUCUUGCUCAGGAUUGCCGGUGGUGGUGGUGUCGCCGUCCGAGGUCUCAGGAGGAGCCUCGGGGUGGGAACCUCGGACUUCCACUGAGCAAGGGCCGUCCGCCUUCCCUGCAUCCAUUGCCAGGAGCUCCGCACGGAGCUCGGAGCUCUCGUGGACCUCCAGCGUCCCGACUAGCUUGACCUGCACGAGCCACAUAAACGUACUCCAUGGAGAAGCAGAAAGUGAAGCAAGACCUUCUCAUUGCUGUGAUGUGUGUAUUCUUGGUGCUCUUGAUUAUGCUCAUUGCUGGCUGCACCUUCCUUCACUACAAGCUGAUGACAGAAGAGAGUAUGCUGAAGAAAGACCUGCCGUCUUCCGCCAUCCAGGCACACUGCAAGGAAACGAAAAUUGUCCUAACUCUGCAGCCCAACCAGUUGGCUUCCUCCGAAGGCGAGCCGGCACUGCUGCCGUCUCGGCCGCCUGACCUACCGCCGGAAGACCCUGUGUCCCAUCCGCUGGGUGCUUUUCUACCAAACCAGAAGUCAGGUACCUUCUCCGUCUGCCACGUUUAUGGACGCCAUUCCUGUGAAAGCCUUCAUUCUGACGAGUCUGGGAGUCUUUACUCUGUCGAGCAUUUCCAGUGCUUAUACAGUUCCUCCAGGAGCGAGUCGAAGGAGUCCCUGGACAGCAUUGGCUCCCAGGAUGAGGAGCUUGAAAUAAAUAACGAAUCAGGGAGCAUCGUGCUGUACGCCAUUCACGACAUGUGAUGAAAGAGAUUGUUGCGUUUGCUCCAGAGAGAGGACGACCCGUCCCGGCCUUGCCAUCCUCAGUGGCUUAGAGCCACAGAUACGCUUCAGCACCUGUGGCCUGUUAAAACAGCCCCCGACUGAUGGCUUUGCCACAACCUCUGCCCCUCUCAAUCCCUCCACUUGGUGAAAUGGAGGUAACCUCAUUUCAUUUAUUUGCGUGUUUUUAAAAAAAAAAUUAACCAAACCCUAGCAAGAACCCAACCUACAAAAUUCCCCACAAAGAGAAUGAAAGAGGGAUCAAUCACUGUGACUUGAACUCAGAAACAAAUUUCUGACCUGGUAAAUUAAGGACUUAUUGGAGGAAUCAUUUUUUUAAAAAAACACACACACAAACAAAUAAAUCAAAAGUAAAUAAAAGUGGGAACAGCUAUUUAAUUUCAUGGAAAGUGGUGAUAGUAGCAAAAUGUUAUAUCUUUAUUUCUGCUCACAUCUGCGUAUCCCAUGGGUCAAAACGGCAUGGAAUUCAAUCCAUACCAGGGUACGUUGUCUAGAAUUUGGAUGGUCAAAUAUCUCAGCUUUCAUAAUCGAGAAAAAAGAUUCUAGUCCUCAUUGCUGUGGAGGUGCAGAAACUGCUUGCACAUUUUUAAGGUCAAAGCUCUGGCAUUCUGGAAGCAGAGCAUAAAUGACCUCUGGUAUACAUAACAAUCAAAUACGUGGUAGCAGUGGUAGCACUAUUUAUUUAGCACCAUCAAUAUGUCUGGCACAGAGUAUAUGAGAACAGAUCCCUGCCCUGAGUGGCUUACAAUCUAACAUUUGACAGGGCCGGGUUCAGUGUCUGGAGUCGUUAAGCAGCGCCUGCUGGACGCAUGGAUCCAUGUGGCCAAAUUAAUUUUAAAAAAUCAAAUGGACAAAUUGUGGGAGAUCCUGUGCAUAGAUUUCCUUGCAUCACAUCUAGUUUGACCCUUAGCAAUGAAGGGAUA
This is a messenger RNA of Elgaria multicarinata webbii, 1782 nucleotides long. RefSeq lists its product as uncharacterized. NCBI's taxonomy places the organism in Eukaryota, Metazoa, Chordata, Lepidosauria, Squamata, Anguidae. The record is from RefSeq and is a predicted model, not a curated record. The transcript is spliced from 3 exons. Bases 281 to 820 code for a protein of 179 amino acids.